CAUGCAGAUGAAAAACAAAAGCGGCCGGGAAUCAGAGUUUACGUUUUUAACCACCAUUUUUCCGGCGAAAUCCGCUCUCGGAGAUCGAAAGAGAUGGCUGUUCUCCUCUCCGAGCUCGGCUCCGCCUCUUCACUGCUUCCCGCCAUCAACGCCUCCUUCUCCCGCUCAGAUUCCAAGCCGUCGUUGCAGAUCGGUCGGGUCGCUCCGCCGCCGCGGGGGAUCGAGUCAUGGCGGAGAAAGAGGGCGGAGGAGGCGAUCUGUACGGCGGAUGAGCUCCACUACGCCCCUGUUCCCAACUCUGAUUGGCGUAUCGCUCUCUGGCGAUAUCUUCCAUCCCCCAAGGCGCCGAGGAGGAACCAUCCAUUGCUGCUAUUGUCAGGGGUCGGAACAAAAGCUCUUGGUUAUGAUCUUUCUCCAGAGUCAUCGUUUGCAAGGUUCAUGUCUGGUCAAGGAUUUGAUACAUGGAUUGUUGAGCUCCGUGGAGUAGGGCUGAGUUCACUCAGGGAUGAGAUUCCCCGAAGGAGAUCAUCCAGCAAUGACCAGCUUCAAACGGCCUCGGAUCUAUUGGAGAACUUCAUAAGCAUAUCCAAGAAGUUCGACCCUUUCCUGGACAGAGAAUCUGCAGGUUCAAAAAUACUGGAGCUGACCAAGAAAAUAGAAGAUUUCAAGAAAGAGCUUGAGCUCAUCCCAUGGUACGACUGGGAUUUCGAUAACUAUCUCGAAGAAGACGUUCCAUCGGCGAUGGAGUAUGUGAGGAAUCAGAGCGAGCCAAAGGACGGGAAACUACUCGCGAUUGGUCACUCCAUGGGUGGAAACCUGUUAUAUGCUAUGCUCUCCAAAUGCAGUUUCGAAGGAAGGGAAACCGGGUUGGCGUCUGUAACCACUCUGGCCUCGACUUUGGACUAUUCCUCCUCGAACUCGUUCUGUAAAAACCUGUUACUAGUGGCUGAGCCGGUUCGAGCGUCGAAUAUUUCUGUCAUACCGAUCGGGGUUAUGUACGCAAUGGCUCACCCGUUCAUGUUCCGCCCUCCAUACGCGUUGUCGUGCUUGACUACUAAGCUCUCCGCCCCUCAAAUGAUGAAUCCCGAGCUGCUUGAAAAGCUUGUCUUGAACAACUUUUGCACCGUGCCGUCUAAGCUUCUCUUGCAGCUAUCAACGGCAGCUCAAGAUAGCCGAGGAUUGCAAGACAUAACGGGUACCUUCUAUUACAAGGAACAUAUCGGCGAAUCCACGGUCCCUAUCUUAGCCAUUGCCGGCGACCGAGAUUCGGUCUGCCCUCCUGACGCUGUUUACGAGACAGUGAAGCUGAUACCAGAAUCUUUGGUCACUUACAAAGUUGUUGGAGAACCGGGGGGCCCACAUUACGGUCACUACGAUCUCAUUGGAAGCCUCGCGGCUCCAAUGGAAGUGUAUCCUCUGAUUGUUCAGUUUCUUGAGCUUCACGAUGAAAUCUAGAUGACCCAUCAGUUCCAAAGGUAAAUGGAAUCUGAUAUAUAUGCAUAUAUAUAUAUAUAUAUAUAUAUAGGAUUAUGUAUCUUCUGUAAACAAGAAAAUACAGGCAGACACGCAUGAAACAGGUUAUAUAUAUAUGUGUGUAUGCUCAUAUAUCAAAGUGAUUUA
Molecule: messenger RNA, 1620 nt
Organism: Tarenaya hassleriana
Lineage: Eukaryota; Viridiplantae; Streptophyta; Magnoliopsida; Brassicales; Cleomaceae
Exons: 11
Coding region: 94-1455 (453 amino acids)
Molecular function (GO): ATP binding
Source: RefSeq, a predicted model, not a curated record